Messenger RNA from Symbiodinium sp. CCMP2456, 840 nucleotides. NCBI's taxonomy places the organism in Eukaryota, Dinophyceae, Suessiales, Symbiodiniaceae. The record is from the annotation of a GenBank genome assembly.
AUGCUUCACCGCCUUGCGCUGCGGCCCCGGCUGGAGAACGACGACCAUCUGCUGACAGAGCCAGCGGAGGAGAUGAGCGAGGAGAACGAGACUCUGAGCCCACCCAGGAACGAAGCAGCGGGGGACCAAAGGAUGCCCCCUGCCAAAGCGCUGGAGUUCUAUCGGGUGUACCAUGUUUUAACUCGACUCUUCGAUGAGAUGGAUGUCCAAUGGUGGGUCAGCCAUGGCACACUGAUUGGAGCGCUGCGGGACGGCGGUCUCAGCCGGCAUGCAGAUGAUUUGGAGGUAGAUGUGCCGGAGAUUGAUGUGGAGAAGAUUCAGGGCACUCUAAUGAGAGCAGCGCUCGGCCGAAACGGCCUUGAGCUUAGCUACGAUCCGCGAGGCAGAUGCUUCAAAGUCUGGCCUACCGGCUCUGAGAAGGCAUCGGAGCAUGACGAGGUCCAGCUGAUGGAUCAGACCUGGUGGCUUCCACAACAACGCGUUGGCACGCCUGCACUCGACAUCUACGUGGUGCAGACACCGAGCGACAGCGGUGGUGAGCGAUACUACAUCUCCAACGACCAGUUCCAUUGCAACGUGCGUGUUUGCAAGCGGUACUGGCUCAACGCCGAGCUGACUGGCUUCUAUGAAGUACCUUUUGGCCAAAGUCGCGCAAAGGUACCGAUUGGAUCCGCGGACUACCUCAGUCGUUCUUAUGGCGACGACUGGAACAUUACCGUGCGGCCCCACCGCUGGGAAGCCAGACAUGGCAACAGCUUUGAGCCCACGGAUGUUACUCGCCUGAGGCGACGAGCAGCCGAACCCUUCGGCCCGCUGCCAGAGCCGGUGUGGCCUCUGUAA